AUGGCGGAUAACGUUGGUCAAGUGCUUGUAGUUAGCUGUAGUUCAUUUCUCUCCUCUGAAGAUAUUAUUCGUGAAAUGUGCAAGACAGAAUUUUCAUCUCCAAAAGAGCUUUCAAAUGGCAGUUUGAUUGCGUACCAAUGGAAAAUAGAAAAUAAGUAUUAUACAGCAGAUGUGCAACUUUGUGCUUGUUCUGUAAGCUCUCUCCCUCCUCAAUGUGAGUUUGCUGCUAACAUGAACUUCCAGAGUGUCAUUAUCGCGUUCGAUCUUAGAGAGAAAUCAAGUUUUCAUAAUGUGAAAUCAUGGCUUCCAUAUAUUGAGACACAGGACCCAUCUGUGCUGUUACUACUUGACUCUGGUAAAGGAAACAGCAGUAAAGAUGACUUUCAAGAGAAGACUGGGAUUGAUAGAGUUGUCGAGGCUCUUCAAUGUGCAGAAUGGCCAAACAUGAAAAUGCGAGGUAGAGUACUGUGGUAUCUUUAAGAACAUGUGAUAGUCUUAUAUUUUGUAAAUAAUUGACUCAGUCCUUCAUGGUUGCCACCACAAGUAUUCAGAGAAAAAGAGAAUUCUUCAAUAUCAGGGGAAAGUCAGGAAGUCAGCAUAUUUACAUUGUAUAUCUCUUUGAAAAUCUGACAUCUUUGUUGGUAUGAAGAAUUGUGGUCUUUUUUUCACAAUUAUACGCUUAGGAAAAUUUAAACCGUAGUCAAAGCUAGACUCCAUAGUAGCUAAUAAAAGUGCUCUACAAUUUAUGUACAAAAACUAAGAUGUUCUCAGCAGUUCUAAAUUACUAUUAUAGCAUUUAACCCUUUAAAUGCUGAUAGUGAUCAGCAUGUAAGUUCCCCUUACAAUACUGCUGAAUCAUUUACUAAGACCACAAGAAUAAAGGAAAUGAUCGCCAACCAAAUAAGUUUCAUUUUAAACAAAUUAUCCUGGUCAAUACCAAAGGGAAUGUACAGAGAGGAGUAUGGAGGAUGUGGAUACUGAUGUUAGGUUGUAGAGGGUUAAAUGACUCCUGGACCAUUCUGUUUUUCCAUUCUAUAAAUUAUAAAAUCUAGAAUUCAGCAAAUUAUUACCUUGCAAUUGAAUUUACCAUAUUUAAGCCUGGAUACAAUAAAUAGCCUCCAAUCCUGCCCAUUAAGUCAACAUUUCAUUGAUGAAACUGUAGAAGUUAAAGUUAAUUUAUUUCACAACAGAAUUAUAUUAAAGAUAAUCUGCUUCACUUUAUAAAUCUACAAAGACAAUAAUUUUAAAAUCAUUAGUUAUGAUGACUGAAAAAUACAGAUCAUUCACAGUGGGUUUCAAAAAAGCCAAAAUACAAACAUAGAUUUGUGUUUUUAUAUG
Pocillopora damicornis (cauliflower coral) is the source of this 1338-nucleotide messenger RNA. Its product is annotated as alpha- and gamma-adaptin-binding protein p34. NCBI's taxonomy places the organism in Eukaryota, Metazoa, Cnidaria, Anthozoa, Scleractinia, Pocilloporidae. The record is from RefSeq and is a predicted model, not a curated record.